ACAUGAUAAGCCCUCUUGCCGCCGUCGUUCCGCAUGCACAAGCGGUUAAGAUCCCUUUGCAGAAGCUUGUACCCUCUGUGAUCCAUGUACCUGCGUUCCCACCUAAGUCUUACCCCUCGUAGGAGGUGGACAGCGACCAUCGCGGAGAGAUAUACUUACGCUCGAAUCAGAGCAAAGAGACCGCGGCCGGUCCGGGCACGAACUAUGACGCUUAGAAGAGUCCGGGAUGCGUGUAUCUCGAGCGCCCCAUUUUUCUGCUGCUUAACGAGCCGGUUGCAGUGCCUGUAUCGCCGGCAUUUCGAUUCAAUCCUUGGACACUAAGGGUGUAGUGCCGUAGCAGCGCAGGUACGAUGCUGUGCUUUUUCCCACUUCUUCCCGCGUGUAUGCGACCUCGUCUUAUCAGGUGGCGGGCGAGCGAAGCUUUUGGGAUAAAAGCCUUGAGGUUUUCCUUUGAUCUCUGGCCACUGAACGUGUCGUGCCUGUGCAUCGGUUUAUUGCAAGGUGCCCUGUAACCAGGUUGAGACCUGUUUCAAUGCCCAGCAUGAAGGUUGCACUUACGUUUCUUACUUCUUUGGUCCUUGCGGGCUCCUCGGGCGCCGCACCGAACAUUCUCGCGAAAUCCAAGGGCCUUUCGGAGAAGAGGCAGUCCGGCUAUGGCUCUGCCAGUCCGUGGUUAACGGAAAAGACGAAGCAAUUCGCUGUGAAUGGUUCUGCGAUUCCCGAUGUUCCCUUUGAUGUCGGCGAGUCUUAUGCCGGUCUGCUUCCCAUCAGCAGUGACCCAAAUGAAGAACGCAAGCUGUAUUUCUGGUUCUUCCCGUCCAGCAACCCAAAUGCCACAAAUGAAGUUGGCAUGUGGUUCAAUGGCGGACCGGGGUGCAGUUCUCUCUCGGGUCUUCUAACGGAGAACGGGCCUUUCAUCUGGCAAGAUGGCACGCUUGCCCCUGUGCAGAAUCCGUACUCAUGGCACAACCUGACCAAUUACGUUUGGAUCGAGCAGCCCGUUGGCGUUGGCUUCACCACUGGUGUUCCUAACAUUACAAACGAAGUUGAGCUUGGCCAACAAUUCAUUGGCUUCUGGAAGAACUUUGUGGACACCUUUGAUAUGCACAAUUUCGACAUGUACUUGACAGGAGAGAGUUAUGCUGGCUUUUACGUACCGUACAUUGCUGACGCUUUCAUCGGCGCUAAUGAUACCGUGUACUACAAUCUGAAAGGCAUUGCGAUCAACGAUCCCAUCAUCGGCGAUGAGACGAACCAGGGACAAGUUACCAUCAUGCCAUACGUGCACGCCUUCCAGGAGCUGUUAUAUCUUAACGACACUUUUCUGGAGACAAUGGAUCAAUGGAAUGACCACUGCAACUAUUCUUCGUAUAUGGAGAAGUACCUGACGUUCCCUCCUCCUAACGAGAUCUUCCCCGUGCUUCCGGAUCCGUACUACUCGGAUACUUACGAAUGCGAUAUCUUCGACGAUAUUUACGCGGCAGCUCUUGAAGUCAAUCCAUGUUUCAACAUCUAUCAUAUCACGGAGACCUGCCCUCACCCAUACUCUGAGUUGGGGAUCAUCAAUCCUGGAGAUUACAGCCCCCCUGGUGCCCAGGUUUACUUCAACCGCACAGACGUGCAAGAAGCAAUCAACGCGCCUGUUGGUACCAAUUGGCAGCAGUGCACUGACGUCAACGUGUUUGGCAACCAGCCUACAAGGACCACAAACUACUCAGCUGGCCACGACCUUUCUCUUGGACCGGCUCAAAAUGGAGUCCUCCAACGCGUGAUCGAAUACACAAACAAUGUCAUCAUUGGCUCCGGCAACCUAGAUUUCUUACUCAACACAAACGGCACCCUGCUUGCAAUCCAGAACAUGACCUGGAAUGGUCUCCAAGGUCUGCAGGAGUAUCCGGGCACGCCUUUCUACGUCCCGUAUCACCCGGAAUACAACGGCGGCGCCCUCGCUGGCGCCGGUAUUCUGGGUUACUGGGGUGCUGAGCGUGGUCUGACCUUCUACCAAGUUCAGCUCGCCGGCCACGAGCUGCCAGGCUAUGCCGCGGGGGCCGGAUACAGGGCUCUGGAGCUGCUUCUAGGAAGGGUCAGCAGUUUCAGCGACGAGAGCUCCUUCACCACCCAAAGUGGUAAUUUUACAGGCGAGGGUAUCAUCUACAAACAGACGGCAACACGGGACCCUAGAAAGCAGAGGCUGCUGAACGCUAGAAUAGGCGGUAGGGCCCAAAGGAUUGUUUAAACCGUAGAUUGGGGUCAUCACGAGAAAAAAAAUAUAACUUAAUGUUUAUUGCUAUUAA
Messenger RNA from Verruconis gallopava, 2294 nucleotides. RefSeq lists its product as uncharacterized. The transcript is spliced from 2 exons. Gene Ontology annotation, molecular function: serine-type carboxypeptidase activity. Lineage: Eukaryota; Fungi; Ascomycota; Dothideomycetes; Venturiales; Sympoventuriaceae. The coding region runs from base 533 to 2236 and encodes 567 amino acids. Gene Ontology annotation, biological process: proteolysis. The record is from RefSeq and is a predicted model, not a curated record.